AUGUCAGAACUCACCCAACUUGAUUAUCUAGACAUGUCCUCCAAUUACCUCACAGGUCCACUCCCUUCUUUCAAUAUGUCCAAAAACCUCAAAUAUCUAUCAUUAUUUCGCAAUCACUUGAGCGGGGAUUUACCAUCCAACCAUUUUGAGGGCCUCAUGAAUCUUGCCAGCAUUAAUUCAGCAUUAAUUGAUGGUCUCUUGGGUGAAUUUGAUAAUGCAUCGUCUCCUGUAUUGGAGAUGCUUGAUUUGAAAGGCAAUAACUUACAUGGACAUAUUCCUUCCUCUGUCUUUAACCUUGCAACGAGAUUGGUUAAACUUGUUGCAAACAUGUCCAGCUCUUUCAUUGACCAAGGGAUAGUUGAAUCUAAACCAGUGGAUCUCUGUCGUUAUCAAGAUUCGGUUAUUCUUGUCUACAAAGGCCAGCAGAUGAAGCUUUCCAAAAUUCAAAUGGAAUUCACUUAUUUGGACAUGUCAAACAACUACUUGGAGGGGCCAAUACCUAACGAGCUAAUGGAAUUCAAGGCACUUCAUGGUCUGAACUUGUCACAUAAUGCACUUAUGGGUCAUAUACCAUCAUCUGUGGGGAAUUUGAAGAAUCUCGAGUCUUUGGCCUUGUCAAACAACUUCUUCAAUGGAGAGAUACCUCAAGCGCUCUCGACUUCUUCUGCCUCGUGA
Vicia faba (fava bean) is the source of this 675-nucleotide messenger RNA. NCBI's taxonomy places the organism in Eukaryota, Viridiplantae, Streptophyta, Magnoliopsida, Fabales, Fabaceae. The record is from the annotation of a GenBank genome assembly.